This is a messenger RNA of Colletotrichum chrysophilum, 786 nucleotides long. RefSeq lists its product as uncharacterized. The record is from RefSeq and is a predicted model, not a curated record. Gene Ontology annotation, molecular function: methyltransferase activity. Lineage: Eukaryota; Fungi; Ascomycota; Sordariomycetes; Glomerellales; Glomerellaceae. The coding region runs from base 1 to 786 and encodes 261 amino acids. The transcript is spliced from 2 exons.
AUGUUCUUGACCUGGGCACGGGCACGGGAAUAUGGGCGACGUGAGCAGAACUGGAUUUGGCCAAGCCUUGGGAGCCUAACUGACAUACUCUUCAGUGACUUUGCGGACACACAUCCCGCGGCGGAGGUCAUCGGUACUGACAUCUCUCCGAUUCAGCCUGGCUGGGUGCCCCCCAACUGCAAAUUCCAGAUUGAUGACUUCGAGCUUGAUUGGACGUUCCCGGCAAAUCAUUUCGACUUGAUCCACAUCCGAAAUCUAGAAGCUGGAGUCGCAGACUGGCCCAGGCUUUAUGAACAAGCUUUCAAAGCUACAAAACCGGGAGGCUACAUCGAGGUAAAGCAAAUCGACAUCGAGUACCACUCCCAGUCAGUCGAGGUCACCGAAGACCACAUCUUCCGAAGAUGGUACAAAGCCAUGACAGAAUCCACCGAUACAAUGGGAAAGACUCUGAAGAACGUCGACAAUCACGGCAUUGCUAAGGGCAUGACGGAAGCAGGAUUCGUGGUUGAAGAGGAGAAGGUAUGGAAGAUUCCCAUUGGUGGAUGGAGCAAAGACCCGGAGUUGAAGAGGCUCGGGGCGUGUACCCUUGAGUACAAUGACUCUAUGCUCGAGUCUUUUGCUCUUUACUUGUUGAAGGAGGUACUUGGCUGGGAGUACACGGAGAUCAUGGUGUUCGUCGCUGAAAUGCGGAAAGAGCUACGCGACCUCAAGAAUCAGGUGUACUAUCACUUCCACCUUGUCUACGGUCGCAAGCCCGAAGAGACUGUGGAGACACCUGCCGCCUAA